Trifolium pratense (red clover) is the source of this 1002-nucleotide messenger RNA. RefSeq lists its product as uncharacterized. Bases 1 to 1002 code for a protein of 333 amino acids. NCBI's taxonomy places the organism in Eukaryota, Viridiplantae, Streptophyta, Magnoliopsida, Fabales, Fabaceae. The transcript has 4 exons. The record is from RefSeq and is a predicted model, not a curated record.
AUGGAUUUUUUAAAUGAUUGGAAAUGUGAACUGAAUAAGCAUAAGGAUGCCAUCAUUACGACAAAUUCUGGAUCAGUGAAAAUCAGACUGAGUUUGAAUGAAGACGUAUCAUUCAUGUUCUAUGGGCAGUUAGUAGCUAAGAAAUUUCGAUUUCAACAUCCUACCAGAGUAAUGUUUGAUUAUAAGAUCGCCCGUAACGAAUUUGAGAUGACGUGCAUUGAAACAAUGGAGAUUGGAGAUAGACCAACCACAUUUGAAACUGUGAUCAGUCCUUUAAGGUCCAAAAUUAAAAUUCCAUCUGAAUUCCAUGAACUUUGGAAAAGGGAAUUGAAUCGAUUGAGCUACGGCAGGAUUGUAGCAGAAAAACUAUGGGCACAAGUCAAUUUUGAAAUGCAUGGUACAGAGUACUUUAUGCAUGGGAACCAGAUUACUGAAGUUUUUGGAAUUGAAAAACCAAUAAGGGUCCUCCUUGAUUAUAAGAUUACCAACAAUGAUUUUCACAUGACCUUUGUAAGUUAUGUAGAGGAUGUGGAACACUCUAACCAAACAGAGGUUUUAGCAAAUGAAUCAGAUGGGAAUGAAUCAGAUGGAGCAACGGAAGUCCAGAAUGAAAUGGAGGAAGAGCAACACGAAGAAGAUGAUGCCGGAGAAGAAGAGAAUGAUCUAACAGUUACAUGGAAUACAACAGUAACAAAGGCCAUUUCUAAUCUUUCAAAGAAACAAGUGCUGCACUUCCCAAAUCCUAUUUCAAGGGGAGUGCUAGCCAAUACCAACCAGAUUCAGCUAAUAGCAGAAGACAGUGAUUUUGAAAUUCAAUGCAAAGUUCAUACUUCAAACAGAUCGCUGAAAACUGGAAAAUUUGAAAAGCAUAUUGGCAGAGGAUGGUAUGAAUAUGUGCGCCUUCACAGGCCAAGGAUUGGGGAUAAUUUGGUGUUUGUGCUGUAUCCAGAAAGAGAAGAACUAUAUGUGAAGCUGGAACGUUUUAAUAUGAAUCGGCAUUAG